This is a messenger RNA of Symbiodinium necroappetens, 822 nucleotides long. Lineage: Eukaryota; Dinophyceae; Suessiales; Symbiodiniaceae. The record is from the annotation of a GenBank genome assembly.
AUGCUCAUCUACCCGAGCCCAGAGCCAAGGUAUGACUUGGAUGCCGUGGCCGUGAGUGUCGGUGAGGACCUGCACCCCCUUAACCCCAAGCCGCACAAGGAGCAGGGCCUCAUGAAGCCAUGGGCGUUUAGCAUGGCCUGUGACGUCAGCGGCGCGGCAAGCUCGACGAGGUUCACCUACGACCGUAUCUUGAACAUGGGGCUUCUGGAUGGCCACCCGAUCCUCGACAUCAGCCCGGACGGAGCCAUCACUGUGGCGCCAGCGGGCACCCUCAGUGAGCUGUUCGAUGCGCUCAGCGUGUCGGGAUCGCAGCGGAAGGCCUUCACUUUGGGCUGCCGGGUCUUCGGCCUCUUUCCCGAUCCAGAUCUGCCUCCGGUGGAGACGACUCUGACCAUCGUAGUGCAAGAUACGGUGUGCUGGGUUCCACAGAACAUCAAGGGCACUGGCUUGCCUCAUGCCAGCGCCGAUACGGAGGCCAAGUGCAGAUCCCAGUGCCGUGCAGACGAAACCUGCGCGAACUACAAGUUUGAGGGCCAGUGCACGAGGUAUGAUGCUCGCUCGGACGGGAACCCGGUCACGGUCAUCGCCAAGGUCACUAAUUGCACCAACGAGGGUACCUGUAUGAAAGUGACACAUUCCGAAUGGUACCUUGCUGGUACGUAUUGUCCCUUGGGCAGAGACGCAGUAUUGGGUGGCAUCGUGUACCUUCGCGAGCACGUCACGCAGCAGGACAUGGUGUAUCUGCGUGAGGGAUCCAGCGGCGGUUGUGGUGCUAACGAGUGGGCGUUGAUGGCACCUUCAAGUGCAGACUUCAUCGACAAG